AUGCCACGCCUUUUGAGUGGCGUGCGUGCGGCGCGUGCGGCGCACGCGGGCAUUGUGCGUGCGGUGCCCGCGGCCGCGAAGCCAGUGGAAGAGGUGCGUCGGAGCAAAGGGGGAUUCGAGCCGCGUACGUCGUUUGCGUACCCCGCCACGGUGCCGUCGUGGUACAUUGGGCAUAUGCAUCGUGCGAUGCGCUCGCUACCGGCGCUCCUGGCGCGCUCGCCGCCGCCGCUUGUGGUCGAGGUGCGCGACGCACGUAUCCCGUUGACGAGCAUCAAUCCCAACUUUGAGUCAGUGCUCCAAGAGGUGCCGCACGCCGAGGACAAGAUGCGCGUCGCGCCCGGCAAGCGGCUGCCCGGCUGGGCCGCGCGGCGGCUCGUCGUGUAUACGAAGCGCGACCUGAUCGACCGCGCGUGCGAGGCGCCACUCAUUGAAGCCCUUGAGAAGCACGGGCAGAGUGCCAUGUUUGUCGACGCGCGCCAGAAGCGCGACGUGCAGCGUGUCUACGACUGGGUGUGCCAGCGAGCGGCGCUGCUAGGGCGCGAGGUCGCGCGCGCCGCCGCGCGUGCCGGGCACCUGUACCGCCCCUCGCGCGUAUCCGGCGCGGCGCGCUACACGCCGACGCCCGAAACGGGCAUCCGGCUGCUGAUUGUCGGCAUGCCGAAUGUCGGCAAGAGCUCGCUGCUCAAUGCGCUCCGCUUUGUCGGCACCGGCAAAAAAGGCGCAGCGAGUACGCACCCCCACCCCGGUCACACGCGCAAGGUGACCGGGACGGUGCGCAUCACGCCCGCCCCUCCUUCCCUCUCUGCGAUGGAGAUGGAGGGCGAGACCGUCGAUAUGAAGGCGCUUGUCGCGCAACAGGCACAGCAGGCGCCGGCUGUGUACGUCUACGAUACCCCCGGCAUCAUGGUGCCGUACCUCGGCACGGCGGACGACCAUGGCCCCGAGCGGGCACUGAAGCUCGCGAUUGCCGGCUGCAUGAAGCAGACGCUCUUUGAUCCGCAGGUCCUUGUCGACUACCUGCUCUAUCGCAUGAACCAGCGCUAUGUCGCACAAAAAGGCGAUGCGCCCCCCCCUUAUACAAAGCUCAUGCGCACGCCCCACCCCACGGACGAUGCCGCUGAAUUUCUCGCUCAAGUCGCCGAGCGUGCGCCCGGGGCACGGCAGCGUGGCGGUGAACUGAGCCUCGCUGUCGCCGCCGACUAUGUCCUGGAGCAGUUCCGCCGCGGCGCCCUGGGCAGCCGCGAGCUGGACCUGUCUUUGGACGAAGGCCAUUCAGGCGCGCGCGCCGCGCAGAUUCAUGCACGCACGGCCGCGGUGCUUUCGCCGGUGGAGGCGAAAAAUGGGGGCACAUAG
This is a messenger RNA of Malassezia japonica, 1353 nucleotides long. RefSeq names its product Mitochondrial GTPase 1 (gene mtg1). NCBI's taxonomy places the organism in Eukaryota, Fungi, Basidiomycota, Malasseziomycetes, Malasseziales, Malasseziaceae. The transcript has a single exon. Gene Ontology annotation, molecular function: GTPase activity; GTP binding. Gene Ontology annotation, biological process: mitochondrial translation. The record is from RefSeq and is a predicted model, not a curated record. Bases 1 to 1353 code for a protein of 450 amino acids. Gene Ontology annotation, cellular component: mitochondrion.